This is a messenger RNA of Cylicocyclus nassatus, 3330 nucleotides long. The record is from the annotation of a GenBank genome assembly. Lineage: Eukaryota; Metazoa; Nematoda; Chromadorea; Rhabditida; Strongylidae.
AUGAAUCAAUAUUUUAGGUAUGAACAACCUAAGCAACAUGACGGCUACGGCCAGCUUGCUGGGUUUCUCACACAAGAUUUUACUGAUCCGCUUUCAUCCAAGUACAAAAUUUUGGUACUAGACUUUGGUUACUUCACACGAACAGCGUAUUGUGAGAAGAUCAUCGAUGAGAAUGAGGAUCUGCAAGAUAGUUUCUACAACACAUAUGGAGAUUUGCUCUCUCGAUUUUCUACGCUGUUUCAAACGAUCGCUAACUUUAUCUCCAGUCUGAAAGAAUACUGUCAGCAGAUCGGCCACGAACGUGUCGGGAUCUCAUACUUGGACGUUGUUGAUAUUGAAAUCCUUGUCCACAUGGGUUUAGUUCUAUUGUAUCUGGAAAAAUACUUGCCUGGACUUGUUCGCGAAAGGAUUUACGUUGCUAUAUAUCGAAACAGUGAUGAACGACGAAAUGUCGAUUUUCUUGUUGAUUUUCUUCGCGUACAGUCAUCUACCUCGGAUCCGUUCUAUCUCUUCGAACGCCUCAAUAUAAAUGAAUCCGUUGUGCAAAAGUGCCUUUCUUGUUGUGAGACCAUACAUCGCGAGGGAAUCAACGAUGUUGGAAAAUCGUAUGUUGACAGAAUGACCUUGAUCAAAUGGGUAUUUGUAUGUCUUCUUUUCAAACCAUCUGCUCUAAAGUCUGACUUCAUCAAAAUGCGUCAAGUUGCCGAGUACUAUUUCCGCGAUGAAUGGGUCCUCCAAUUAGGGUUAGGCUUGAACGUCAAUCUUUUGGACGUAUGGCAGUCCUAUCGUGCGGCUUCAUCGGCGAUUAGCAGUCAAGUUGAUGUUGCCAAAGCUAAAGACAUGGCAACUUACCAUUACAAUGCUCUGUCAAAAUUGACCAUUCCGCAGGGCAAAAUCUCCCCCAACGACUUUGAUGCUCACAUCCGUCUCAUCUCGCAAUACAACUCUUCGUUGCGGUGGUUGAUUUUACAUACUUCAAAGACUACUUCGAAGAAAGCAGCAUCUUAUGUGCAAGCCAUUGACAUAUAUCCACAGUUCGACGCGCAAUCUCUGGUGCUUUUCCUUCGCGCAGCUAACUUUGAGAUGGAAUUUUUCACGGCAUAUAGAGAUGCGUUGAAAAAUAAAGAAAGCAAUAUCAAGAAAGUUACGGAUGCAACUUGCUCUACCAUAGCGGAGAUGGCGCAACUCUUUUCUCAAGACUUUGGUCCUUUGAACAAGGAUAAGAAAACAAAACUGCACGAUUGGUUUUUGCUAAUGAAAAAGACUCUGGAAGAGUUGGAGUUGAAUGACAAAAAGAAUGCAGAGUUUGUUAGCCAGGUCAAAAGAAGAAUUGUACAGGUUGGCGAGAUGCUCGACCUGGGCGGAAAUCUCAGUGUUGCACAACAUCUGCACAAACUGGAGUCGCAGUUGGACACAUUGUCUGCUCUUUACAGUGUAAGAGAAGAAGAAGAGCAACGUGUACAAAGAUAUGCUGAUCCUUCAUACAUCUGGCCAAUUUUGGAUGACUGGACUCCUCGCAUUCAGCGAAGAAUAUUGGAAUCAUCGAAUGUUCAUGCUAUUCGAGCUCUCGUCUUCAAGCUUUCUAUUUCAAUAACCAUGCUGUGUGAGCAGCUUCGUAAUGAAGAGAGGAAGACACUCAUCGGUCGCGCCUACUCCUUUCAUCUUGAACGACGUCUUCGGGCUAUUUUACAGACAAUUCCCCACAGGCUGUUUUCAAUCCUGAGAACGACAUUAUGUCCAUCAUUACAGCGACAUUGGGAGCCGACACUGGACAAGUCGGCGGCGCGAGAUAUGGCAGAUUUCGAGGACAACUUCAGUUUAGCUGAGGCAACCUACACAAUAUCUAACCUCAGUUUGGGUGUAUCAAGGAUGGCCCUCAAAAAAGUGGGUAUCGUGGGCAUAAACCCGAAAGAACUUCUUGAGGAAGGUAUUCGCCGUGAGCUUGCUUCGGAACUUCCCUCACUUUUGAUUUGUGUUGACAAACUAGCUCCCUUGGAUGAUGUAUUGUGUCAUCUGGCGGAUACUUUGGAGUCAUUUCGUCGUGCCUUCAUUUACAUGUGUGAACACGUGGACAUUAAUGGUCAUGAUAUGUGGCGGGAGGAACUAGACUCACAUGUUCAACGAACUGCAAGUGAGCUCAAAGAGAAGAAUGCGCCGAAUACGCCUCCCAGCAAAGGUAGUGCGAAUGUACCGGCUCUUUCCCACGUCUAUAACCUUCUGAUGAAAUAUUCUGAUCCCCACGCUAAUCGUUAUUUGGAGAACAGCAUGUUAUGGCGUGAAGUGAAAUCUAAGAAGGAUGUACUCUGUGCAAGAACUUUCGACUCGAUUGAGAGAUGGAUUCCAUCAUCAGCGAUAAAUGCGUUACGAUCGAUUCUGAACCACAGUAUGAUGACCUCAAUAACAGAUUCACUGAAGCAAAUUAAUACUCUUUUGGGUGCUAUUGGAAGCUUCUCUUUCGAUGACACUUUCUUAGCCUCUCCCCAGUACGAGCAGCUAUCACGCCAGUUGCAAGGGAAUCACCCUCUCACUCAGCUGAUAGGCAAAGUUGGCCAGAUUUUAUUGUUGCUGAGCAUGCUUUGUCAGUCAAAGAAGCGACAUUGUCAGUUACACGCUGCGCCUCUUUAUUCCACUCUAACAUCCUGUGAUAGAUAUCUACUGGCUCGCCCCGACUCCGUACCAGCUGAUGUUGGUCCAGUAGUUGACUUGCUGCGCGACUGCGGGUUGUCUACGCCUACUUUGACCUUGUACAAAAGUAAUGUGAUUCCUUCUCCAAACUCCUCCGUCUGUCUUCUGCUUGCUCUUCAUGCUAGCUUACACAGAUUGAAUGGAACUCGUCGGGAUUCUCUAUGUGGUCGCACUUUCGUCGCAGGACUAUAUUACUUACUUUAUCAGCUCAAUGAAUUACAGAAGUUUCGCAAAUUGGCUGAGCGUUUUGCGAAUCUGCUUGUCGUCACCCAGCGAACAAAAGUAGCCAUCGGAACCGACGAGUGCACCGUGCUAUUUGAAUUGGAUGGGCUUAAGAGCGUGGUUGCUUCAAACGAGGAGAAAGAAGUUUUCAUUUCUUUAGCUCGCUCAGGAGGACGAAAAUUCAUCAAAACUCUGCGUUUCAGACUUUGGGUUCGGACUCUAUUCCAGUGUUUUUUGUGUACUUGCCCUUUGCUAGUGCUUUUGCUAAUUAUUUUCCAACCGGCUCAAAGCCAAUAUACUAACCCGGAUCAAACGAACACAAGUGUGAGUUUCACACAUCAGGCUCACUCCAGACGAAGGUUUUACAAAGCUUUCUCCAGGAAGUCAAGUACAGAAUCCGCAAAGACCACACCACUAUUCUGA